AUGGGCCGUCCAGAUAUCUUUUACGAGCCUCCCAAAGGGCAAAAGUCAGGGCUCCCUCACGACCCCUUCAAAAGCUUCGUGGUCCCACGUCCUAUUGGUUGGAUAAGCACCACCAGUAAAAAUGGUCAAGACAAUCUGGCUCCAUUUAGUCAAUUCAAUAACGUAUCUUUUGAUCCCCCAACUAUCCUUUUCAUCGGGCAUCAAUCUGUGUACAAACGUGACAGCAAGGACUCUGUCAACAAUGCUAAAGAUACCGGCGAAUUUGUCUGGAAUAUGGCAACGAACGACCUCAGAGAAAGCGUCAACGCGUCCUCCCUGGAGUCAUGGGACGACGAGUUCCCCAUCUCUGGAGUCACCAAAGCCCCAAGUCGCGUUGUGAAGCCUCCCAGAGUUGCCGAGUCACCUGUACAAUUUGAGUGCAAAGUUCAUUCCAUUGUCCGGAUCGCCGGGGAUUCUCUUGUAGGAAAUUCUGAUAUUGUCAUUGGUCGAGUUGUUGCCAUCCAUGUAAAAGGAGAGUAUAUUACGUCUGAUGGGCUUUUUGAUAUUGUGAAAGCGGCACCCCUUGCCCGUCUCGGCUACCGUCAGUACACGUCUAUCACGCAUACUUUCGACAUGGAAAUGCCGUUCAUGCCUGAUGAUCACGUUAGUGGUGGAGUUCUUUCGGGCACAACUGGGGAAAUUAGGCCUAUGAGGAACGUAGAUGGGGAGGAGGAGGAACCCUCAGAAGUUGCACAUGGACAAGAAGGCCAUUGA
Venustampulla echinocandica is the source of this 753-nucleotide messenger RNA. RefSeq lists its product as uncharacterized. Gene Ontology annotation, molecular function: FMN binding. Lineage: Eukaryota; Fungi; Ascomycota; Leotiomycetes; Helotiales; Pleuroascaceae. The transcript is spliced from 3 exons. The record is from RefSeq and is a predicted model, not a curated record. Bases 1 to 753 code for a protein of 250 amino acids.